CAAAGUUUUGUUUGACUUUGAAAUGCGACGCGAUCAUUGAACUUGAUUUUCUGUUUCUUUUUCUAGGAUCAAAAAAUCUCACAAGUUUAUAAAAAUAAAUAUAAAGAAAGGCCUAAUUAUCAUUGGUACAGUCGGUGUAACUAGUAAAAAUUUUGACCCGGUUUUGAGUUUGCGUUAUAUUGUCUAUUCUUUACCUAUACGAUGCCGUUAGUUUAGCCUAAAAAGAUAGUUGUUUCUUGAUAGCUGCGUCCGCCACUUUCAGUAGAGCUGGUAGAAAAAUUGAAAAAUAUUGGAUAUUUUUUAAGUGCAUUUUUUUUAAGACGAACGUUAUUGAUUCGGCCCAAAGGCUUGGCCCGGCUAAUAUACGGACUAUACAUGGUUUAUAGGGAUCUUACGUGUUUUCUAUUGGUUCACUGAGUCAUAAAAGACAUAAGGACACAUUUUUUUAUUGGAAUUUUCCAAAUGACUGAACAUUUACAUACGCGUCUACAAUUUUUGAGAAAAGGUCAUCCGAUUUUUAAAGUGAUUUUACUAUGAAAUGAAAGCAACAACGAUUUAUAGGUGUGUACAGUGUUUUGUGAAAUGUGUCGUUUUUUAAAACGCGAACUAUGAAGUUAUUAAAAAGAAUCUGAAAAAAAGCUGCAAGUAUUAUCGAUUUUUUUUUCAAUAUUUCCGAGUUGUUUUCGAUGUGUUUAUCAAUAAUACAAUCGUAUUUUAUGGUGUAAACUCAAAAAUUCAGUUUGUUUGGAAAACAUAACCAAAAAAAAUCGUGAAAAUGUUACCUCAACAAUAUUGUUUGCGAUGGAGAUACCAUCAUUCCAAUUUACAAACGAUGUUUUCUCAACUUUUGGAACGUGAAGCAUUCUGUGAUGUUACUUUAGCUUGCGAAGGGAGAACAAUAAAGGCUCACAAGAUUGUUUUGUCAGCUUGUAGCACGUAUUUUGAAACGAUACUAUCUCAGUACGAAGAAAAGGAUCCAAUACUUAUCAUGAAAGAUGUAAAAUAUAUAGAUAUUAAAUGUUUAGUCGAAUUCAUGUACAAAGGAGAAAUUAAUGUUGAACAUUGUCAUCUUGCCACGUUAUUAAAAACAGCCGAAGAACUCAGGAUAAAGGGUUUGGCGGAAGUUUCUUGGAGAGAUGAAGAACAAACCAGUAAUAACGACACUAGUUCGAAUGGGGUACAAACAGCAAUACCCCAAGUGCAAACAGUUAUGCCGAAUAGCCCGACUUCGUCCCUUAAACGAAAAAGAGGCCGUCCCCCCAUCGACGAUUACGACCAAACAUUCACAACACCUAAAAUCAUGACAGUAUCAGGUGGAACGACCAAUCAAGACGACGCUUAUUCCAAUGAUGCGAUGUCGAGCAGCGAACAUGACUUGAAUAUAUGGGAUGAGGAUCAAUCUGCGAACGAGGGAGCAGAUAAUACGGAAACGGAAGAUCCCCCGGUAAAAAUUAAAAAAGAGUCCAACGAUGAAGAUGAAGUAACAAUCGACGAUAGGAGCAAUACUUCGUUUUCGGCAAACGAAUCUAAAGAGAAAUUGAACGUAGGAUCGUUUAAUAAAUCUUCUACGUCGAAUUCUAAUGUUACUACAUCCGGAAAUCAAUCGUUCCUUACACCAGCUCUGGAAAAAGAGUGGCCGGACGUUAUUAAAAUGAACGAUUAUUUGAAUACAGGUAGGAGACAGCAGUUUUGGGAGGAACCGUUCACUAAAAGAGUAAUGGACGCGAUUAAAACGAAAAACUUGGAGAUGAAAGUCGCCGCAGAACUAUUAGGAGUGUCCUACGGUACUUUAUACGGUCGGUACAGGGAUUCGUAUGGGUGUUUGAAACAUCCUUACAGGGUACGCGAUUUUUGGACGGAGCAAGGCCCCACUGACGUUCUAUUGAAAUUGAAGCGUAAAGAAAUUACGCUAUUUAGAGCAGCGGAACAAUUGAAUGUUACGCCGCAAACUUUGUCGAAUUAUUUGAUUUCUAUGUCGCAAAUGGACACCAGUGACGCUAAUUCGAGCAGGCAAUCGGUUGCUGGGGAAUCUUAUGAUGAUUCCGAUGACGAAAACGAUUCCGUUCUGCCGGAUGUACCUUCGAAUAAUUCCAACGUUUUUAAAAAUUUGGUAACGACCAGUAAUCCUAGUGGUACGUCGUCAUCAUUGGCAAACUGUCCCGAUAUAACAAUCGUUAAGAAAGAACGAAGCGAAGGAGGUAAAAUCAACAAUAACUCAGAUCAUUCCGAGAGCAACAGCGAUCAAAGUAAAUGAGAACAAGUCUCGUUUACUUAUUAUUAUUGAAAAAAAUAAAAUUCCACUUAUUAGUAUUUUGUAAAGACCAAAGUAAUUUUGUACUGUAUUUAGUUGUUAUAUAAGUAGAGAGUUUUGUAUACAAAACGACGAAAUUUAAAAGAAAAAUGUCGAAAUCAAAAUGGACGAUUUCUAAUGUUGAGUUACGUCGUUUUGAAUCUUCAACUGAAUACGAUUAAAAAGAAAUAUAAAGUAGUGAUAUGGUGAAAAUACCAAAAUAAUUUUUGUAAAGUAAAAAAUUCGCGAAAGGGGGAUCAACUAUAACAUUAUUUUAAUUAUUUUACGAGAUAUCUAAUAUCGAAUACGGUGGGAUACAAUCCCUUCAAUUAAAUUUUUAGGUUAUUUUUGCUAUUGUGAUUAUUUAUAUUUUUCAAAAUUUUUAUUUACCGUCCUUUUUUUUAUCAAAAUCCACCCGUCCACUUUGUUGAUACCGUUAUUUAUUUAUAUAUAUAUUUCUUUUAUAAAAAAUCAAAUUUUCGAUCGAAACAUAGCAAGUGGCUUUUUUAAUAAAAUCCUUUAAGAUUUGAUUCAUUCGGUGACUUUUUUAAACAAGAUUUUUUGUAAAAUUAAUACGAGGGUUGGUCAAUCAAAUAAGAUUUGAUAUCAAAUAUUUUUUGAUAUCUGUACAGUUCGUUCUGAAGGUUCUCUAAUUCGUUUACCUUUUUUUUUUUAAAAUAACUAUUUUUGAGGUAAUCGUAAUUUUAAUACUUUAAAUUUUGAAAAACCCGGACUUUAUUUUGCUUUUUUCUUUUUUGAGUAUUACUUAAUACUUAAUAAGCUAUUAUAUCAUUUCGAGGUUAGUCAAGGUUGAUUAUACCGGGUGCGAUCAGAAAAUAAUCGACUUUAACCUGAUCCAUCGACAUCUGACACCUUAUAGGGGAUUUUGUGUGCCUAGAACGUAAAUAAAAUGUCGUAGCUUGUCAAUAUUUUUACAGGAGGCUUAUAAUUGGCGCGGUAUGUAUUGAUUCACCCUCAUAAUUUUAAUAUUUUUACGAACCUGGAUUUUAUUUGUUUUCCUUUACUGUCCAACAGAUUUUUAUAGUUUAAUAUGUUGAUCCCUUUUUGUGGUAACGUUUUUUUUUAAAUAAAAUAAAAAAGAAGUAGAUUUACCCAUUGGCAAUGGUAGAGUAGAAUUAGGAACAUAUCACUGGUCCUAGCCGGACAGUCUUCUGCACUGACUUUAAUAUUGCAGUCCUAUUUAUAGUGCUUUACAUAUAAAUUCCGUAUUAAUCAAAUUUUACAUAUUUUUUUGUCGUUUUUUUUUAAAUAUAUGACAAUAGCAUGUUUGUUUCAACAUUUGUCGGAGAUUUUCGACGAAAUUUGGAUUAUUUUCGAUAUCAAGUGACAAAAUUGAUGAUCAAGUUGUGACGUUUGGUUUUUACGGGAUGUUUCUGUAAGUAGAUGAUUAAGGGUGAAAGGGGGUAAUCGAAAGUGAAUGAUAAUGUUGUGAAAACAAAAAAUAAUUCAUAGCAACUUUUUUUAUAUGAUUUUUUCAAGUUUACGUGAUUUUUUAGCCUCAUUUAUAUAUAAAAAAAAGUAUAUUAAGUCCAAAUGGAUGUAUCUUAUCUAAGAUUCCGUUAUUUAUUGCUCAAAUUAUUAUUUUUUAAUUAUUGUGAGGUAUGGAUUACAAAUUUUUAGCCUCUUUUAAUAAUUUUGAGGCUUUUUGUUAAUAUUACUUCUCUAAUAUUUUUCAUUUAACUUUAUUUUUGGUCCAUUGCAAGUUGUCUCGCUAGUUUUUUUACUGUAAAUAUUGAUUAUGAGGCUUUGGUUUGUGUACUUUUAGCCUCAUUUAAUAAAUUUGAGGCUUUUUGUUAAUAUUGCGUCUUUAAUAUUUUAUAAAAUUCCCUAAAACUUUAUUUUUGGUCCACUGCAACUUGUCUCGGUAGUUUUUUUGCUAUAAAUAUUGAUUUUGAGGCUAAGUUUAUAAAUUUUUAGCCUCAUUUAAUAACUUUGAGGCUUUUUGUUAAUAUUGCAUCUCUAAUAUUUUUCAUUAAACUUUAUUUUUGUUACUUUGUAACUUUUCACGAUGGUUUUUGGCUAUAAAUGGUGAUUUUGAGGCUAAAUUUGCAAAUUUUUAGCCUCUUUUUUAAUAAUUUUGAGGCUUUUUCGUAAUAAUUCGUCUCUGAUAUUUUAUAAUAAUCAAUGAAACUUUAUCUUGGGUUCAUUGAACUUUGUCUCAACUUUUUUUGUUAUAAAUAUUAAUUGUGAGGCUUGGUUUGUAAAUUUUUACCCUCAAAUGAUAAUUUUGAGGUUAUUUUUAGAUAAAUUUUAUCUAUAAUAUUUAAAUAUGCAAUAUUUUUGGUCAUUUUUGAAUUGUUCUAGUAAUUUUUCAUUUGAAACAUUCAUUUUAAAUACUUUAAAUUGUAGUUUGCAGUUUAUUAGCCUCAAUUAAUAAUUUUCAAGUUUUUUCAACAAAAUUUAUUCUAUAAUAGUUCGGUGAAUAUUUUCACUCUUAUUUCAACAAUUUUUACUAAAAACAAUCAAUUUUUGAAUAUUGUAACAUAAAUUUUACGAAUUAUUAGCCCCAAUUAACAAUUUCAAAGGUUUAUCGACGAAAUUCAUUCAGUUAUAGGUUGUUCGACAUUAAUUUUGGACUAGUUAGACACGUUUCGACUAGUAGGUCAACAAUUUUUACUAAAAAUAAACAUUUUUGAAUAUUGUAACAUAAAUUUUACGAAUUAUUAGCCCCAAUUAACAAUUUCAAAGGUUUAUCGACGAAAUUCAUUCAGUUAUAGGUUGUUCGACAUUAAUUUUGGACUAGUUAGACACGUUUCGACUAGUAGGUCAACAAUUUUUACUAAAAAUAAACAUUUUUGAAUAUUGUAACAUAAAUUUUACGAAUUAUUAGCCCCAAUUAACAAUUUCAAAGGUUUAUCGACGAAAUUCAUUCAGUUAUAGGUUGUUCGACAUUAAUUUUGGACUAGUUAGACACGUUUCGACUAGUAGGUCAACAAUUUUUACUAAAAAUAAACAUUUUCGAAUAUUGUAACAUAAAUUUUACGAAUUAUUAGCCCCAAUUAACAAUUUCAAAGGUUUAUAGACGAAAUUCAUUCAGUUAUAGGUUGUUCGACAUUAAUUUUGGACUAGUUAGACACGUUUCGACUAGUAUGUCAACAAUUUUUACUAAAAAUAAACAUUUUCGAAUAUUGUAACAUAAAUUUUACGAAUUAUUAGCCCCAAUUAACAAUUUCAAAGGUUUAUCGACGAAAUUCAUUCAGUUAUAGGUUGUUCGACAUUAAUUUUGGACUAGUUAGACACGUUUCGACUAGUAUGUCAACAAUUUUUACUAAAAAUAAACAUUUUCGAAUAUUGUAACAUAAAUUUUACGAAUUAUUAGCCCCAAUUAACAAUUUCAAAGGUUUAUCGUCGAAAUUCAUUCAGUUAUAGGUUGUUCGACAUUAAUUUUGGACUAGUUAGACACGUUUCGACUAGUAUGUCAACAAUUUUUACUAAAAAUAAACAUUUUCGAAUAUUGUAACAUAAAUUUUACGAAUUAUUAGCCCCAAUUAACAAUUUCAAAGGUUUCUCGACGAAAUUCAUUCAGUUAUAGGUUGUUCGACAUUAAUUUUGGACUAGUUAGACACGUUUCGACUAGUAGGUCAACAAUUUUUACUAAAAAUAAACAUUUUUGAAUAUUGUAACAUAAAUUUUACGAAUUAUUAGCCCCAAUUAACAAUUUCAAAGGUUUAUCGACGAAAUUCAUUCAGUUAUAGGUUGUUCGACAUUAAUUUUGGACUAGUUAGACACGUUUCGACUAGUAGGUCAACAAUUUUUACUAAAAAUAAACAUUUUUGAAUAUUGUAACAUAAAUUUUACGAAUUAUUAGCCCCAAUUAACAAUUUCAAAGGUUUAUCGACGAAAUUCAUUCAGUUAUAGGUUGUUCGACAUUAAUUUUGGACUAGUUAGACACGUUUCGACUAGUAGGUCAACAAUUUUUACUAAAAAUAAACAUUUUUGAAUAUUGUAACAUAAAUUUUACGAAUUAUUAGCCCCAAUUAACAAUUUCAAAGGUUUAUCGACGAAAUUCAUUCAGUUAUAGGUUGUUCGACAUUAAUUUUGGACUAGUUAGACACGUUUCGACUAGUAUGUCAACAAUUUUUACUAAAAAUAAACAUUUUCGAAUAUUGUAACAUAAAUUUUACGAAUUAUUAGCCCCAAUUAACAAUUUCAAAGGUUUAUAGACGAAAUUCAUUCAGUUAUAGGUUGUUCGACAUUAAUUUUGGACUAGUUAGACACGUUUCGACUAGUAUGUCAACAAUUUUUACUAAAAAUAAACAUUUUCGAAUAUUGUAACAUAAAUUUUACGAAUUAUUAGCCCCAAUUAACAAUUUCAAAGGUUUCUCGACGAAAUUCAUUCAGUUAUAGGUUGUUCGACAUUAAUUUUGGACUAGUUAGACACGUUUCGACUAGUAGGUCAACAAUUUUUACUAAAAAUAAACAUUUUUGAAUAUUGUAACAUAAAUUUUACGAAUUAUUAGCCCCAAUUAACAAUUUCAAAGGUUUAUCGACGAAAUUCAUUCAGUUAUAGGUUGUUCGACAUUAAUUUUGGACUAGUUAGACACGUUUCGACUAGUAGGUCAACAAUUUUUACUAAAAAUAAACAUUUUUGAAUAUUGUAACAUAAAUUUUACGAAUUAUUAGCCCCAAUUAACAAUUUCAAAGGUUUAUCGACGAAAUUCAUUCAGUUAUAGGUUGUUCGACAUUAAUUUUGGACUAGUUAGACACGUUUCGACUAGUAGGUCAACAAUUUUUACUAAAAAUAAACAUUUUUGAAUAUUGUAACAUAAAUUUUACGAAUUAUUAGCCCCAAUUAACAAUUUCAAAGGUUUAUCGACGAAAUUCAUUCAGUUAUAGGUUGUUCGACAUUAAUUUUGGACUAGUUAGACACGUUUCGACUAGUAGGUCAACAAUUUUUACUAAAAAUAAACAUUUUCGAAUAUUGUAACAUAAAUUUUACGAAUUAUUAGCCCCAAUUAACAAUUUCAAAGGUUUAUAGACGAAAUUCAUUCAGUUAUAGGUUGUUCGACAUUAAUUUUGGACUAGUUAGACACGUUUCGACUAGUAUGUCAACAAUUUUUACUAAAAAUAAACAUUUUCGAAUAUUGUAACAUAAAUUUUACGAAUUAUUAGCCCCAAUUAACAAUUUCAAAGGUUUAUAGACGAAAUUCAUUCAGUUAUAGGUUGUUCGACAUUAAUUUUGGACUAGUUAGACACGUUUCGACUAGUAGGUCAACAAUUUUUACUAAAAAUAAACAUUUUCGAAUAUUGUAACAUAAAUUUUACGAAUUAUUAGCCCCAAUUAACAAUUUCAAAGGUUUAUAGACGAAAUUCAUUCAGUUAUAGGUUGUUCGACAUUAAUUUUGGACUAGUUAGACACGUUUCGACUAGUAUGUCAACAAUUUUUACUAAAAAUAAACAUUUUCGAAUAUUGUAACAUAAAUUUUACGAAUUAUUAGCCCCAAUUAACAAUUUCAAAGGUUUAUCGACGAAAUUCAUUCAGUUAUAGAUUAUUUAACAGUAUAUUCAUUCAAACCUGACAUAAAUUGACUUUUAUUUAAAAAAUUUCAAGUCAUAAAUAUUAUUUUGAAUACUUUGAGGUUAAGUUUUGCGAAUUUUUAGUCUCUUUCGAAUAAUUUUACUAAAAUACCCCCGCUAAUAUUCCAUUUUAAGUUACUUCAGUGUAUUUCAAAAUAUUUUCAACUUUCGCAGUUCGAAUCGAAGACUUAUAUAUAUAUAAAAAAAAAAAAUUUAUCAUCCACUUACGAUUACCAAUUUAUUUUUUUAUAAUUAUUUUAAACAGAAAUCACCCUCUAUAUAAUAACACAAUCUAUUUGCUCCACUCUCAGUAUUUGUAAUAUGUGUGUAUUAUCGUUAUGGGUAUUUUUAUCCCAUAUACCCAUAGAAAGUGUCUGGAAAAAAAAAACGAUCCCCCCUCCCUUAUUUUUUGUUCCACGUACGUCGAAUUUAUUUGUAUUUUUUUAACGAAAAAUAAAAUAGGUUAAUCGAUUCCAAGUGAGGCGAAAAUUACCAUCACACCGUAUAAAUAUAUACCCAGUGAUCGAAUAUUUAGUUGUAUCGAAGCUAGUUGGAAUGCAGGUGGAUUCGACGGGGUUAUUUUGAAAAUCGUUUUUUGCAGACAGGUCCUUUCGGUAGAAUAAUGAUUUUUUUUUUAAAAUAUAAGUAUAUUAUUUAUGUAUACCUUAAUAUUAAAGAAAAAAAAAAAAGAAAAAUGUAGGUUAUAGGUACGGACUUUGUCAUAUAUUUGUAUUAAAGUUUGACAAAAAUGCUUUCCUAUUAUACAAUUUAUAUUUAUACAGUUUAUUAUUUGUAUUUUAUCUUUUAAAAAGAAAAAAAAAUGAGUUUUAUGGUACAAUUAUAGUCGGUUCAUCGAAAUCCGUCGAUUUUUGUUAAUUUUUAGAAUAUGGAUGCGUUAUUUUUUUUAAAAAUAUCUUUUAUUCGGUAUAUUUUUAACGAGAUUUAUCAAUUUUUUUAAGUAAAAUCCAGUUUACGGCUCCUUUUACCCCUAUUUGAGGUGUUAAUGAGAGUUUUUUGUCAUAUGAAUGACAUUAACACCUAAUCUGUCAUUUUGAUUCCGAUAGUUUCUUCCUAUGUCCUUUUUUUUUUAAAGAAUAAACUUGAUCCUUAUCCUUUUCAAUGGAUUCAACGAAUUCUAUCCCUUUUUGAGAUGUUAAUCACCCUUUUUUGUCAUAUAGAUGACAUUAACACCUACCAAUAUCAAGCUAUCAGUCAUUUUAGGCCCGUUGGUCUCUUUUUAUUUCAAUUUUAUCAAGAAAUUCUAAUUUUUAUCGUUUUCAAUGAAUUCACCGAAUUUCUACUACUCUUUGAGGUGUUAAUGAGUGUUUUUGGUCAUAUUAAUGACAUUAACACUAUACAAAAUUAAAUUGUCAAGCAUUUUGAGUCUGCCGAUGGAUCCAGUAUGUCAAAAAAACUAAUUUUUGUUCUUUUCUAUAAAUUCAAAGCAUUUCUAUCCAUUUUUGAGGUGUUAAUGAGUGUUUUUUGCUAUUUAGGUGACAUUAACACCUACCAAUAUCAAGCUAUCAGUCAUUUUAAGUCUGUUGGUCUCUUUUUAUUUCAAUUUUAUAAAGAAAUUCCAAUUUUUAUCGUUUUCAAUGAAUUCACCGAAUUUCUACUACUCUUUGAGGUGUUAAUGAGUGUUUUUGGUCAUAUUAAUGACAUUAACACUAUACAAAAAUUAAACUGUCAAGCAUUUUGAGUCUGCCGAUGGAUCCAGUAUGUCAAAAAAACUAAUUUUCGUUCUUUUCUAUAAAUUCAAAGCAUUUCUAUCCAUUUUUGAGGUGUUAAUGAGUGUUUUUUGCUAUUUAGGUGACAUUAACACCUACCAAUAUCAAGCUAUCAGUCAUUUUAAGUCUGUUGGUCUCUUCUCAUUUCAAUUUUAUAAAGAAAUUCCAAUUUUUAUCGUUUUCAAUGAAUUCACCGAAUUUCUACUACUCUUUGAGGUGUUAAUGAGUGUUUUUGGUCAUAUUAAUGACAUUAACACUAUACAAAAAUUAAACUGUCAAGCAUUUUGAGUCUGCCGAUGGAUCCAGUAUGUCAAAAAAACUAAUUUUCGUUCUUUUCUAUAAAUUCAAAGCAUUUCUAUCCAUUUUUGAGGUGUUAAUGAGUGUUUUUUGCUAUUUAGGUGACAUUAACACCUACCAAUAUCAAACUAUCAAUCAUUUUAGGCCUGUUGGUCUCUUUUUAUUUCAAUUUUAUAAAGAAAUUCCAAUUUUUAUCGUUUUCAAUGGAUUCACCGAAUUUCUACUACUCUUUGGGGUGUUAAUGAGUGUUUUUGGUCAUAUUAAUGACAUUAACACUAUACAAAAUUAAAUUGUCAAGCAUUUUGAGUCUGCCGAUGGAUCCAGUAUGUCAAAAAAACUAAUUUUUGUUCUUUUCUAUAAAUUCAAAGCAUUUCUAUCCAUUUUUGAGGUGUUAAUGAGUGUUUUUUGCUAUUUAGGUGACAUUAACACCUACCAAUAUCAAACUAUCAGUCAUUUUAGGCCCGUUGGUCUCUUUUUAUUUCAAUUUUAUCAAGAAAUUCUAAUUUUUAUCGUUUUCAAUGAAUUCACCGAAUUUCUACUACUCUUUGAGGUGUUAAUGAGUGUUUUUGGUCAUAUUAAUGACAUUAACACUAUACAAAAAUUAAACUGUCAAGCAUUUUGAGUCUGCCGAUGGAUCCAGUAUGUCAAAAAAACUAAUUUUUGUUCUUUUCUAUAAAUUCAAAGCAUUUCUAUCCAUUUUUGAGGUGUUAAUGAGUGUUUUUUGCUAUUUAUGUGACAUUAACACCUACCAAUAUCAAACUAUCAGUCAUUUUAGGCCUGUUGGUCUCUUUUUAUUUCAAUUUUAUAAAGAAAUUCCAAUUUUUAUCGUUUUCAAUGGAUUCACCGAAUUUCUACUACUCUUUGGGGUGUUAAUGAGUGUUUUUGGUCAUAUUAAUGACAUUAACACUAUACAAAAUUAAAUUGUCAAGCAUUUUGAGUCUGCCGAUGGAUCCAGUAUGUCAAAAAAACUAAUUUUUGUUCUUUUCUAUAAAUUCAAAGCAUUUCUAUCCAUUUUUGAGGUGUUAAUGAGUGUUUUUUGCUAUUUAGGUGACAUUAACACCUACCAAUAUCAAACUAUCAGUCAUUUUAGGCCCGUUGGUCUCUUUUUAUUUCAAUUUUAUAAAGAAAUUCCAAUUUUUAUCGUUUUCAAUGAAUUCACCGAAUUUCUACUACUCUUUGAGGUGUUAAUGAGUGUUUUUGGUCAUAUUAAUGACAUUAACACCUAAUAGAAUCAAACUAUGAUCGAUUUUUGAUUUUCUAGUCUCUUCUUCCUUUCAAUUUGUUUAUUUUCCAGGAAUUCGUGAAUAUUCUAUCCCUUUUUGAGGUGUUAAUAAAUGUUUUGUGUCAUAUAGAUGACAUUAACACCUAACAGAAUCAAACUAUCAGUUAUUUCGAGUCUGCUAGUGCUUUCCAGCUUAUAUUUCUUCAAGGAAUCUCAAUUUUCAUCCUUUUCCAUCAACUCGAGGUGUUAAUGACCCUUUUUUUUCAUAUAAAUGACAUUAACACCUAAUGGUAUCGAACUAUUAGUCAUUUGGAGUCUGCUGGUACUUUCCAGGCUAAUAUCUGGUCAAGAAAUCCUCAUUAUUACACUUUCCAAUGAAUUCAAACAAUUUCUAUCCCUUCUUGAGGUGUUAAUGAACGUUUUUUGUCAUAUAAAUACCAUUAACACCAUACAAAACAGACAAUGGGAAUUAUUUUGCGUCCUUUAUCUUCUUCUUGUUCUUGCUAUGGUAUUUCUUCUAUAAAAACGUAGAAUUUGCAUCAUCGGAUUAGGUGUUAAUGUCAAUUACGUGUUUAUGAAAUAAAAAAAAUACCACACUUACCUUUUGUUGAUUUUUGUAGAGCCUUUGACACUCAUAUUUUAAAUACUGUCCGGAAACAAAUACAAACGACCCCAAAUUCUUUAAUAUGUAUAUAAAUUCAGUAUUAACGACUAUUUCGAUUGUACUAUAAAUUUGUAAUUAACUAAAUCUUCUUCCUCUUAUCGCAAUCGUUGAUCAAGUAACGCGUCGAACGUGUUGUUUAUUUCAGUAUUAAUUUUCCCGAAUUUUUCUUAAUCGGGAAAAUGAAAUUAUCCAAUAACAUAUUUUUAUUUUCGAUUUAAAAUCAAACGCCCAGUGAAACCCUGUGAUUUUUUUUAUCAAGUUUUCGAGGAAUAAGGUUUGGAAUAAUCGUUUUGUGGAAAUAAUACGCUGUUCGUUGUUCCAUUUAAGCUCCAAGCUUUCUUAAAGAAAAAUUACUCAAUUUUAUUGGAGUAGUUCAAAUGUACCAAUUCUCAUAUAUGUGUAUCGCCGGUUGCAAUUGAGUAGUUCAAAUGUACCAAUUUUUUUUAUAUACCCCAUAUAUUGGUAUCGCUAGUGCAAUACAGUAGUUCAAAUGUACCAAAUUAAUUUUUUUUUUACAGUUCUGUUUUCUGUAACAAAAACAUAUAAAAGCGUCUGAAAAAUAAGAAUAAUUAUACGGAAGGUCUCUUAUCAAUGUCAUUUUUUAUCGAAAAAAUCCUGUUGUGACAUAGACAAAACGAAGUAGUUCAAAUGUACCAAAGUUUGAUAUCAAAUUUGGAGUAAUUUGAUUGAUAUCGGCCGAUUUAUUGAAGUAGUUCUAAUGCAUCAAAUAAUUUUCGAAUUUUUCGUCGCCCAAACAGUACAAAUGACAUUUUUUUUUGUGAAAAUGCCUUUUUGCUUCAACAAAUAGAGCAAAGAUUCUCUUUAUUGAUCUGUAUCGUUGAAUGCUUCAAUGUUUUUGCAAAAAUGCUGUUCAACGUCAAGAGAAACUUUUAAACAAAACGAAGUAGUUCAAAUGUACCAAUUCUCAUGUACCUCAUAUAUUUGUAUCGCCGGUUGCAACUGAGUAGUUCAAAUGUACCAAUUUUUUUUAUACCCCAUAUAUUGGUAUCGCUAGUGCAAUACAGUAGUUCAAAUGUACCAAUUUUUUUACAGUUCUGUUUUGAAUAACAAAAACAUAUAAAAGGGUCUGAAAUUUUGGAGUAAUUUGAUUGAUAUCGGCCGAUUUAUUGAAGUAGUUCUAAUGUAUCAAAUAACUUUCGAAUUUUUCUUCGCCCAAACAGUACAAAUGACAUUUUUUUUGUGAAAAUGCCUUUUUGCUUCAACAAAUAGAGCAAAGAUUCAAUUUUACUGCAAAAAUGCUGUUCAACAAGAGAACCUUUUAAACAAAACGAAGUAGUUCGAAUGUACCAAUGUUUGGUUACAUUAUCAGAAAUUACUGAGUAUUUUGAUUGAUAUCGGGAGAUUCAUUGAAGUAGUUCAAUUGUAUUAACCAGAAAAAUUAUCUCCAUAGUUUCAUUUUCGAAUAUUUCUUCGCCCAAACAGUAUGAAUGGACUAUAACAAUAUUUUUGAAUUUUUUUUUUGUAAAAAUAUCUUUCUGUUUCAACAAAAUCACACGGAUUUAUCUUUAAUGACCUGUAUCGUUAGGAAAACUCCCAAAUAAAAUAAAGUAGUUCAAAUGUACUACUACUUUGUCUUGAUUUUAGGCCUUUUUUAACCGAAAUUUCUUUUAGAAAUAGACAUACUCUAAAAAGUAAAAAAUUGAAUAAAAUAAUUAGAUUUUUGAGUAAUUUUAUUAGCAUCGCCAAAUUCAUUAAAGUAGUUCAAAUGCACCAACACGAAUAAUUCACUUCAAACUUUGAUCCACAUUUUUUUUGUAAAGUAGUUCGAAUGUAUCAAUUUUUGUAACCAGAUUGGUAUCGCCGGAUUUAUUGAAUUAGUUCAAAUGUACCAAAUUGUUCGGCAUCAACAGAAACUCCUGGCCGACAUAAAGUAGUUCAAAUGUACCAAAGUAUUGAUAUCAAAUUUAGAGUUAUUCGAUUGGUAUCGUCAGAUUUCUUGAAGUAGUUCAAAUAUAACGACGACAAUAAUUCUCUUCAAACUUCAUUUUUCCCUCAAACUAUGAUAUUUUUCAAUUAUUUCUGUACCAACGAAAACAAAUAAUAAUUCUCCUCGAUAUCUCGUUGAAAGCUUCAAUUUUAUUGCAAUAAUACCGCUCAGCAUUAACACAAACUCUUGGACAGUAUAAAUUAGUUCAAAUGUACCGAAUUUCUGUCCAGCAUCACUGGAAACUCCUAGGCACAACGUAAAGUAGUUCAAACGUACCGAUAUCGAAUUUACAGUUAUUUAAUUGGUAUCGUUAGAUUUAUUAAAGUAGUUCAAAUGUACCAACACUCAUUUUACGAACAGCGUAUUCGAUUUCACGAAUUCAUAUUUAUCGAUCUGGUUUAACCGUAAUAAUAUAUUUGAUUUAAGAAAUGAUUUAUGUUGCAGGCAAUUUCGCAAUUUUUUUUAUUGCGAAAACGCCCGGCGACAUACCUCAUUAUACGUUUGACGUUUCCAAAUUUUUAUGUAGAUUUUUUAUUUAUUAAAAUUUUUUAUAAAAA
Diorhabda sublineata is the source of this 14243-nucleotide messenger RNA. Its product is annotated as protein tramtrack, alpha isoform-like. Gene Ontology annotation, cellular component: nucleus. The record is from RefSeq and is a predicted model, not a curated record. Gene Ontology annotation, molecular function: protein binding. Gene Ontology annotation, biological process: regulation of transcription by RNA polymerase II. Lineage: Eukaryota; Metazoa; Arthropoda; Insecta; Coleoptera; Chrysomelidae. Bases 776 to 2254 code for a protein of 492 amino acids. The transcript is spliced from 5 exons.